This is a messenger RNA of Penicillium arizonense, 2325 nucleotides long. Its product is annotated as OPT family oligopeptide transporter. The transcript has 2 exons. Gene Ontology annotation, molecular function: oligopeptide transmembrane transporter activity. Gene Ontology annotation, cellular component: fungal-type vacuole membrane. The record is from RefSeq and is a predicted model, not a curated record. NCBI's taxonomy places the organism in Eukaryota, Fungi, Ascomycota, Eurotiomycetes, Eurotiales, Aspergillaceae. The coding region runs from base 1 to 2325 and encodes 774 amino acids.
AUGGAUGGUGAUGCCUCCGAACAGCAUCACCGGGUGACCCGGUCAUCGAUAUCGGACCCGCCACCUACAGAUCCCGUCGAACCCGCACAUGGCCGAGCUCCCACCUCCGCCCAGAGCUUCACUCCGCGCUCACUCCUCGUCGGCCUCAUCAUCGGGGCCCUGAUCACAUUCUCGAAUACCUACUUUGGCUUACAGACAGGAUGGAUCAGCACAAUGGCCAUGCCUUCGGCCUUGAUUGGUUUCUCAGUCUUCAAGGUUCUCUCCAAGCAUCUGUCAUUCCCGUUCACGCCGGUUGAGAAUGUUCUGAUUCAGACGGUGGCAGGUGCAGUCGGAACAAUGCCACUUGGAUGUGGCUUUGUUGGGGUUAUACCCGCCCUGGAGUUCCUGCUUAAGCCGGGCGCAGAUGGACCGGAAGGCGAUGGCGGGGAAGGCGAGGGUGGCCCUCUGAACCUCAGCUUCUGGAAGUUGGUGAUCUGGAGUCUUGGGGUUUGCCUCUUUGGUGUCGUAUUUGCGGUACCGCUGCGGAAAGAGGUGAUUGUCCGAGAGAAAUUGCGAUUCCCGAGUGGCACUGCCUCUGCCUUGAUGCUCAAGGUCUUGCAUGGCUCUGGGAGCAAAGAAAAGAUUAUAGCACCUGAACAUCCUCGUGCGGAUGAUUUGGACACGAUUGCACCGCCUCCUUAUACGCAAGAAGAAACAAGUCUUCUGAAAGAUGCAGAUGCUGAAGAUCAAGCUGCCAACCAACGAGAUUGGCGGUCGAAGAUGCGCCUCUUGAUCGGCGCCUUUGUAGUUUCUGGAGUCUAUACACUAUUCUCUUACUUUGUUCCUCUGGUCCGUGAUAUUCCCUUGUUCGGCCUAAGCAUGGCCCACAACUGGCUGUGGACCCUCAACCCAUCACCAGCCUACAUUGGCCAAGGCAUAAUUAUGGGCCCAUCGACUUGCAUGCAUAUGCUCUUCGGUGCCGUAUUAGGAUGGGGUAUUUUAUCACCGCUCGCCAAAGCUCGUGGUUGGGCACCCGGUCCGGUAGACAGCUGGGAUGAUGGAAGCAAAGCAUGGAUUGUCUGGAUAUCACUGGCUAUUAUGCUUGCUGAUUCACUUGUUAGUUUGGGAUGGCUUCUUCUCAAGCCCAUCGUGGCUCGUUCCCCCGGAUGGAUCGCCUGGUUCCGAUCUACUCGUGUGGGACAAUGGAUCGCACUUCGGCUGCAGUCCCAUCAGCACUCAUAUAUCAACUACUCUGCAUUGGAGUCUGAGAAUCACCCGCUCACUCAUGAACAGGAUGAUAACCAGAUGCAUGGAGCCCAGGGCGAGGAGGAAGAGGAAGAUGCGCCACAAUCCCAACUCAUUUCCACUCGCACGGUGGUGAUUCUCCUUCCAUUGACUCUUCUGCUGAAUGUUGUGUGCAUGCAUAUUGUAUUUGGAGACAUUAUUUCUCCUCUUCUUUCGACCCUUGCUACCCUAUUGGCGGUGCUUCUGUCCAUCAUGGGCGUUCGAGCUCUGGGCGAGACCGAUCUCAACCCAGUCUCGGGUAUCAGCAAGCUCACACAACUCCUCUUCUCACUCGCCACACCCUCCUCUCAUUUCUCUCGACGUACUGCACUAGUAACCAACCUACUGGCAGGUGCAGUAUCUGAAUCCGGAGCUUUGCAGGCCGGUGACAUGAUGCAAGACUUGAAAACUGGUCACCUGCUCGGCGCAAGCCCCAAGGCCCAAUUCUAUGGGCAGAUGAUUGGCAGUCUUGUUGGUGCUGUUCUAUCUACCGCUGUAUAUAAACUAUACGUGAACGUCUACGAGGUUCCUGGCGAGAUGUUCCAGACACCUACUGCGUAUGUCUGGAUCUUCACUGCUCGCCUGGUGACUGGCCAAGGUCUCCCAGAAAUGGCUUGGCAGAUGUCCUUUGUUUUCGGCAUUAUCUGGGUAUUUAUCACUGCCCUAAGGAUUGCAACUGCGUCUCCUGCCUUCUCUCGCAAUGGGAAUCCUCCGCCCUGGAGAUCGUGGAUCCCUGGUGGUAUUGCCGUUGCUGUUGGUAUCUUCAACGUACCAUCCUUUACUUUGGCUAGAGCCAUUGGCGGUAUUGUCGCAUGGUGGUGGUCGCGGAAGCAUUCGGAGACAGCGAUCGAGCCUGUCGCUGGUGGAAACACUAAUGGCUCUGGUCCCUCCACAGAGUCUGAAACUCGUGAACGUGGGCCAUCAUCAGCCGAACAGGCAUCCGAAAAAGCAGAUGCUGCCUCCUCGGCAGUCGUUGUUUUGGCUUCUGGUCUUAUUCUGGGCGAAGGUAUCAUGAGUAUCGUGAACCUUCUUCUUGCAAGUGGACGAGUUCCGCAUCUGUGA